This is a messenger RNA of Zerene cesonia (dogface butterfly), 1066 nucleotides long. It is a transcript of the gene Uch, whose product is annotated as ubiquitin carboxyl-terminal hydrolase. The coding region runs from base 210 to 899 and encodes 229 amino acids. NCBI's taxonomy places the organism in Eukaryota, Metazoa, Arthropoda, Insecta, Lepidoptera, Pieridae. Gene Ontology annotation, biological process: ubiquitin-dependent protein catabolic process; protein deubiquitination. The transcript has 2 exons. The record is from RefSeq and is a predicted model, not a curated record. Gene Ontology annotation, molecular function: cysteine-type deubiquitinase activity. Gene Ontology annotation, cellular component: cytoplasm.
GUUUCAGUCUUGCAGUUUUGACAUUGACAUUAGAACUUGGAUCAAUAAGCGGAGAGUUUAUAAACUGAGCGCUAGCAGCCAGAAUCUAGACUUUAUCGAUUUUAAAUUAUUCACUAGAAGAAGCGAGCUGCGUAUUCGUCACCGUGAAAGUUAAACGUAUUAUCAUAUUCUCUCACUCUUCAUCUGCCUAGAUUGAGACCUAAAACGACAUGGCGGCUGAAGCUCUGGUUCCUUUGGAGUCCAAUCCUGAUGUUAUAAAUAAGUUCCUUCAGAAGCAUGGAGUUCCUACUAAAUGGAAUAUUGUCGAUGUUAUGGGUUUGGAGCCUGAAAUGCUCUCUUGGGUUCCAAGUCCAGUAGUCGCAGUUACCCUUUUGUUCCCAAUCUCUGAAGCCUAUGAAGAACACAAAAAUAAAGAGGAAGCUGAGAUUCUAUCCAAAGGUCAAGAAGUCUCCAAUAAUCUAUUUUAUAUGAAACAGAAUAUAAGUAAUGCUUGUGGUACUAUUGCAGUCAUUCAUGCUGUUGCAAAUAAUACAGAUAAGAUAGAGAUUGCUGAUGGUCACUUGAAGACCUUUUUGGAUGCUGCAAAGGAUUUAGAUCCUGCUGCUCGUGGUACUUUGUUUGUCAAUAGUGAUGGCAUUAUUAAUGCACACAAAGAGCUGGCCCAAGAAGGACAAACUCCAGCUAAUCCUGAUGAACCUGUAAACCAUCAUUUUAUAACAUUUGUACACAAGGAUGGAGUAUUAUAUGAACUGGAUGGUCGCAAAGCUUUUCCGAUUAAUCAUGGUCCUACAACUGCGGAAAGUUUCUUAGAAGAUGCAGCUAAAGUCUGCAAGGAGUUUAUGGCUAGAGAUCCAAAAGAAGUUAGAUUCACAGUGAUGGCACUGGCUGCUACCGAGUAAUGUCUUUCGACUUUCAUAUAUUAUCAAUUUUCUUAUUAAUUAAGUUAUUUUUUCUACUUGUGCUUGUAACUGCCAAGCUUUUAGUAUUAAUUUUGUCUAGCAUUUGAAUACCAAAAUUUAUAUGCUGUGCAAGCUUACAUGUGAUAUUAAAACGUGAUUGUACUUUU